Molecule: messenger RNA, 1191 nt
Organism: [Torrubiella] hemipterigena
Lineage: Eukaryota; Fungi; Ascomycota; Sordariomycetes; Hypocreales; Clavicipitaceae
Source: the annotation of a GenBank genome assembly
GUGGUAUACAACUCAUGAAGGGAAACGGAAGAAAUAUAUAAAAUAUUAUAGUGGUUAGAAUCGUAUUUGUCUAUACUAAUGGUUUGUAUAGUUUAAUUUCACAGUUUUACGUAUUUGAUAUUGUAGUCUUUGUAUGAAAUCAAGGGGAUCUACGUGUUUGGGUACCCCCACUGACCGUGUCUGCCUGCAUAUUGAGAUUCGAAAUUCUGACAGCAAACAAGACUAAGAAAUAUCUUGGCUUUCUCGGCUCGGUUUACUCAGCCGAUCGUCGCGGAUUCCACCGAGCUGCCGCGUAGCCGUGCCUUCUUUUUUUUGUCUUCAUCUUCGCACAACCAAUGUGGCUGACCUUUUCUUAACCCAAUCUGCAUGGUGAUUAACCAAUACAAAUCACCUCCAACAAGCAUCAUGGCAUCGAAAGACACCGCUCCUGAGAAGCAGGAUAGCUUCAAGGCCCAGCUUGACAGAGCAGCUACGGGCAUGAACCAAAGCAGUUACAGUGCACAAGGAGUGUUGGAUCGUGUUGUUGAAACGGUAGGGGAAUAUGUCCCCGCCGUAUCUAGCAAAUUGAAAGAAUGGACAGCAACAAGCAGCAAUGCUCAAGAGCUGGGCAAGGACGAAACAACACCAGACUCGGCGUCGUCAAUUUCCACAAGAUCAAUCGAACGGCCACUGCACGACGUGCAGAUCGAGGAGUUCCUACGGGAGCAACACCGCAAUAAGAACGGAGCCCAGUUGCUAAAAGCAGCAAAAGGUUGAAUUCUGCUUUUCUGGGCAGCAGGCCGGAUAGAUUUGCGUUUUGAGAUUAGCGACUUAAUGCUUAACAAUUGGACUUUCUUUCAACCCUGGUUUCACUGAUGUGGUGAUGGCCGACGCGAUACCAUGCAGGAACGUGACGGCGACGAUGCCAUUUGGCAGCUAACGGUAAUCGUGCGACCAGAGUCUCGAGAGCACAUAGACUAUCACGUAGGCAAAAAUUAAAACAUAAAUACACUUCAUCAUAGACAAAGAGAUGUCCCCCCUUCUUGGCAUUAUCUCGCCUACAGGAUUUCGCCGUCCCCGUCAAAGGAUGGCGAUCUUGCGAGAAAUUUCCUAUAUCCAAGGGUUUUACUCUUCUGAGCGAGCUCCUGUGAAGGAGCUGGCAACUCGACACCGUGGGAUAAACUAGGUGAAGGUCGUGGCUGCUCAGGUGCU